UGAAAUCCGUGAGUGUAUCAAAAACAGAUCAAUGAAAAUGAAGACCAGAGUACUAAGUCCGGCAUUAAGAAAAGUUGCUAAAAACGAACUUGGAGAAGACCUUGAAAAAAUCGCAGCAGAUCUUAUAGUCUUGAGAGCUUGGGUACAAGAAUUAGGACAAGGGCAACCAAGUAAUCAAUGGCUGAUAGGUUUCCUACGAGGUAGUAAACACAAUGUCGAAAAAGCUAAAAGCAAAUUGGAGAAGUAUUACAGCUUGAAAGUUUCUAUUCCUGAAUUUUAUACAAAUAGAGACCCAAUGGACCCGAAAAUACAAGCCUUACUGGAACAUGGAAUAUAUUUGCCGUUAAGGAAAUGUGCCCGUGAAGACUCUCCUCGCCCCGCUAUCAUCAGAGCAGGCCCACUUUACAAACAUCAGCAUGCAGUCGCUGAUUUAAUCAAGAUAAGUUUCAUGAUCGCGGAAAUACUGCUUUUGGAAGACGACAACUUCACCGUUGCGGGCAAAGACAUAUUAGUCGAUAUGCAAGAAACCGGUUUCGGAUUACUAAGUCAAUGGACUCCGAGCAUAGCUAUGAAAUCAAUGACGUGUGUAGAAAAGGCGUUGCCAAUACGACUGAAACAUAUACAGCUAAUAAAUUCGCCCAGAGGGAUAAUGGCAGCCGUUGCUAUACUGAAAAUGUUUUUGGGAUCAAAAAUGAGGAAAAGGAUUCAAGUUUGCGGUUCCAACUAUGAAGACGUUUAUGAAAAUCUUCCGAAAUCUAUUCUCCCCGAGGAAUAUGGAGGAACUGACGGCAGCGUGCAAGAAUUGAUAGACUACUGGAAAAAUAAGGUGGAGAGCUACAGAGACUGGUUUUUACAUCAGGAGCGGACUUCCUGAAGAUAGUUUUAAGUGGACUUAAUGUUAGUAAAUAUGAUAAAAAUAAUUACAUUAAUAACGUUGGUAAUG
Bombyx mandarina (wild silkworm) is the source of this 943-nucleotide messenger RNA. Its product is annotated as retinol-binding protein pinta. NCBI's taxonomy places the organism in Eukaryota, Metazoa, Arthropoda, Insecta, Lepidoptera, Bombycidae. Gene Ontology annotation, cellular component: membrane. The record is from RefSeq and is a predicted model, not a curated record. Gene Ontology annotation, molecular function: phosphatidylinositol bisphosphate binding.